GCUGCUCAGCUACCACCUACACUCGCGAACACAGCUUAAUGCGCAAGUGGGGGUUAAUAGUUGCCGCGGGAACUCGAUGCCGUGGAUUUGUCUUGCCUACACAGAGUAGCCACGGUGUUGCCAUGGCGACCGGGGAUCCAGGGUUAGGGCAGCAGCGCUUCGCGUAUGCAUAUUGUCAUGGCUUCCUCAGCGGACCAGGAUCGAUAAAAGGCCAGGCCCUACGCAAGUCUCUGCUCGAAGUGGAUGUGGAGUUGUCGCUCUUGAAUCUGAACGGCGGAAACGACCCGGGAGCCAUCACAUGCUCGGGAGCUGUGGAGGCGGUACGAGCGUUUCAUCUGCAGCAAAAGUGUGCCCUGGGCGACCAAGGCCUCAAGUUACGGCUUGUCGGAAGUAGCCUUGGGGGUUUCGUCGUUGCAAGAUACGCAGAGUUGUACCCUGAAGAGGUCGACCGGAUCUUCAUGCUCUGCCCCAGCUUCGGCUUGGGGACCAGAGCUGGCAAAUUCGCGAGCGAAGCGGAGAUGGCCGAGUGGGAGCGGACGGGAGCGAGAGUCUUUUCCUUAUCAACCGGCGGGGAAGCAAGCGUCCCUUGGACCUUUGUCCAAGAAGCCAGGCUGCAACCCGACUACCCGGCCUACGCCUGUCCGGCGGCGAUUGUGCACGGGCUGCAGGACGAAGUCGUGCCGGUAGCGGUGACCAAAUCGCUCGUGGAGGGGAGGGGGGAUCUGGCGGAAUGCUCAUUCGCGACUUUCGUGGAGGACGACCACGCACUCACCAAGCCCUCAACAAUGGCCCUUACAGCCGAGGCGCUGGCUGAUUUUUUCGAGCUGGACAGACGAGAGGUCGCAGAAGGAACUGAAGGGGCUGCGGCAGUUGACGACACCAACGGAAGGAGGGAUCAAUCUCCGCCCCAAAGAAGCAUCGAAGUGGAAGCCAAGUUUUCAGCGCAUGAUGUCGACAAGGUCAAGGAAACGGUGCUGGCACGAGGAGGACACUUCGUGGGAGAGCAAGUCUUUACAGAUGUGUAUUGGGAUGCGAAAGGCUGCGGGCUGACGGAGAUAGAUUGGUGGCUCCGAAGCCGUGCCGGUCGAUGGGAGCUCAAGGUACCAGCGGCUGACGUGGGCGAAGGGGUUACUGCGUACAGAGAGGUGACGGCACCUUCGGAAAUCGCGAGAGAGCUACGAGAGGCAGGGUUUCUUGAAGAGUUGAAAUCGCACCACCUUCACGAGUCUCGCCUCGACAAACGGGUGCUGGAAGCUGCGGGUUUCGAAGCCUUCGCUUCUCUCCGCACCAAUAGACUGAAAUACCGGUUGGGUGUAUUUGCCGUGGACAUCGACCGAGCAUCUGGUCGCCAGGUAGAGUUUGGUCAUGAAGUGGUGGAGAUCGAGAGGAUAUCAAAAGAGUCGGACGUUUUGUCUGCCAGAGAUAGCAUAACAGCUUUGGCGCGCUCUCUUGGUGCUCGACGCGAAGGCGAGUCUGGCCGCCCUGUCAAGGGCAAGCUGGUGGAAUACAUCAUCAGGAAUUGCCCGCGGCAGCUGGAAGUUCUAGCAAGGCAAAGAGCUGUUUGAAACGUGCAAGGCAGGGUGUGACACCGGGGAGCAUGUGCGUUUGGCUGGUGUUCUCUUCAGCCCGGACCUGAGGAGAGCAAACACGCUUGCCGCAGUACAGGUUUCUAUGGUCCCGCCACCUUUCGUGGGCACUGCGUGAAGUCGGCGAGAUAUUGUUGGUUACGUCAAGCCCUUUGUUGUCUCUCCCCGUGGGAAUGAAUGCUUCGUUUGAUUCUGCCAGAGUGAGGACAGCACGUAUUCAUGGUCUGAAGAGCCGGAGGAAGUUCGCUCAUGUCUCGUGGAUCCGUAGGCUCCAGUCUUUCCAAGUGGCGACUCUCCGCGAACUUUGGAUCUACACGAGCAUUGGUUAGAUUCCUUGAGAGAAAUUUGGCCAUUGUGCGGGACUCGUCUUGUCGCCGCGUUUGUCGCGGAAACGACACAGUGGGACCUCUGGUGGCCAUGGUCCUGUUGCCCAAAUCAUCAGGGAUGUCCUUGUUGUAUGCAUACAGCCCAGCAGCAGCGCUUGUUGUACUGGAGGAGAGUGGGACUCUGCAGAAUAUCUGCCUCACUUGUUGAGUGUUAAUCCACCACCAGGUUGUGAGCUUGCGUCUUCCAAGGGUUACAUGCGAGAAGUCAGUUUUUGCAUACCUUUCCAACUUCUCUCCGAAGUUAAAGGUAGCCGAGUCUGCACGUGUCUGAAUUGAAUAAGCAAGCUUGCCCCCCGCGAACAAUGCUCGCCCGGCAUGGUU
Messenger RNA from Ectocarpus sp. CCAP 1310/34, 2293 nucleotides. The record is from the annotation of a GenBank genome assembly. Lineage: Eukaryota; Phaeophyceae; Ectocarpales; Ectocarpaceae.